CCAAGGCCGAGUAGUGCCUGGCGGGGCGUGUUGACGUGUGUGUGUGUGUGUGUGUGUUGGUGAGCAGCGUUCAUUGCAAGGUGUGUUCCUCCAUAUUUACCGCAUAAAAUGAAGACAAAGAUUCUUGUGUUGCCCUGUAAUGUGUUGUUCUAUGGCUGUGUUGUUGUCAGUGCUAAGAGGCUGGGGGAGGGAGAGGCUUAGUGAGGCAGACUAUGGUGAUGCCAAGGUUAUUUACUUUGUUGAAUCUCGUCGACUACGGACACAGCUGAGGUGGACCUCCGCUGCUUCCCACUGGCUCCUCUCCUCUUGCUGAAGGCGUGGUGCGGACGGUGGUGGCGCUGGACAGGGAGACGGCGCGCGGCUACUGGCUGUCCAUCGUGGUGUCCGACGGGGGAGCGGCGCCCCUCACCGACACCUGCCACGUCUUCGUGGAGGUCGAGGACGUGAACGACCACAUGCCCCAGACGGAGGAGCCCGCCUACCACACCUACGUGGCCGAGAACCUGCCGCCGGACACCUCCGUCAUAGCGCUGCGGGCCUCGGACGGCGACCUGGCGCCCUCCAACAUCUCCUUCGCCAUCACCAAAGGGAACCAACUGGCGCGCUUCAAGAUACACCCGCAGACAGGCUCCCUCACAACCCUGGUGCCGCUGGACAGGGAGCAGCAGGCAGAGUACGAGCUGUGGGUGCGGGUGAGCGACGGCCAGCUGUCCUCCGUCACCCUGGUCUUUAUCACCGUGAGCGACGUCAACGACAACCCGCCCGAGUUCCUGGAGCCGCUCUACCGCGUCACCGUCCCCGCCCGCAGCAAGACCAAGAAACGGGAGGCGCUCUUCAGGGUGUUCGCCAGAGAUGCGGACGUGGGCAUGAACGGUGACCUGGACUACAGCAUCAGGACCGGAAAGGGCAAGAAGGGCCGCUUCAAGAUCCACCCGAAGACUGGCCAAGUGUACAGCAACAAGGCCUUUCCCCCGAGCAAGACCUUCGAUUUAAUGAUCCAGGUGAAGGACAACGGGGCGCCGCAGCUGACGGCCACCACGCGGGUCCUCGUGCGUGUGAUGGACGUGCCCGAGGAGUCUCCCAACCCGCCGGUCCUGCAGCCGCCGCCCCCCGCCCACGUGAUGGAGACGGACGCGCCGGGCCACCUGGUGUCCUUCAUCAACGCUCGGGACCCGGAUAACGACACCUUGUGGUACUACAUCACAGAGGGUGACGAGAGCGGCCGGUUCAGCAUGGGCGUGGACUCUGGCCUGGUGAGCCUGGCCCGCCGCCUGGACCACGAGGAGCAGCACCACUACGCCCUCACCGUCACGGCCACAGACGGCGUCCACACCGCCGCCACCAAGCUCGUGGUGGAGGUGAUGGACGCCAAUGAUCACCGCCCGGUGUUCAGCGCCAGGACCUACGAGGGUGCCGUGAGCGAGGACGUGGCGCCGGGGUCCACCGUGGUCACCCUGCAGUGCCGAGACAGGGACCAGUCACCCACGGCGUCCUCCGCGGUGUACUUCACGCUGCACCACGCCCAGGCCUUGGCGUCCCAGGGCCUCUUCACCGUGGACUCGUUCACUGGUGACCUCAUCGUGGCCGAGCCCCUGGACAGGGAGGUGUCCAGCGUCCACGAGCUGACCGUGAGCUGCAGGGAUCGCGGCCGACAGGAGAACGCAGACUUUGCCCGCGUGUCCGUGACGGUGGAGGACGACAACGACCACGAGCCCGUCUUCCUGGAGCCCAUGAUCAUCGCCAAGGUGAGUACACUGUGCCUGCGGCGGCUCGUGCACCGCCGCCUCAACCGACACCAGUUACCUGACCUGUGAAAUAUCGCCGGAGUUGAAGAAUACUUUUCGUAAGUAUUAUAGGAAGUUAAUUAAAGCAACUACAUCACUAUUAUACACAGAAAACGUAUAAAUAGGCGAUUCAUAUCUAAU
Molecule: messenger RNA, 1925 nt
Organism: Eriocheir sinensis (Chinese mitten crab)
Lineage: Eukaryota; Metazoa; Arthropoda; Malacostraca; Decapoda; Varunidae
Product: fat-like cadherin-related tumor suppressor homolog
Exons: 9
Coding region: 456-1814 (452 amino acids)
Biological process (GO): homophilic cell-cell adhesion
Cellular component (GO): plasma membrane; catenin complex
Molecular function (GO): cadherin binding; calcium ion binding
Source: RefSeq, a predicted model, not a curated record